CGACCAUGACCAAGGACACUCGAUAUUCCCACGUCGCCUCCGCUGCAUUCAAUCACCAAUCAUCAUUCCCUCAUUUACGAAGACCCAAAUGAGCAGUGAUGCUGAAUGAACCGACCGAGAUCGUAUCCACCUAUGCUACUGCUUCGUGACCCUCUUCGUGACCCUCUUCGUGACCCUCAGCAACCCCUCCAUCCUCUCGACUUUCACAUCUCCCCACCAUGUCGGGUAAUCUUGGAGAGAUUGGCGCACUCCAUAACCCGCGAAGCGUCCAGCAGAUCACAAAGGCGGCCCAGGACUAUGAAUACGAUGCUAGUAUCCCGCUGCGGUAUUGGCUGCGGUCUGCCCAGGCCAUGUUGAAGGAGGCAGACAUAUACAUUGGCGAAGGCGACGAUGAGACCACUUAUCUCCUUCUCUUCCGACAUGCUCACCUCAUCCUCUCGCAAAUCCCCGCGCACCCUCAAUUCAAAGACAAGGCCACGCGGGCACAACUCAAGGACGCCGAGGACGCGGUCAACCGCAACCUGAAAAUAUUGGAUCUGCUCAAACCACGGAUCAACCAACGACAUGAUCAUUAUGUCAAGAUUCUCAAGGAGCGUGAGUCAAGAAGGGCUGCCAGAUCACUCUCUCGAUCCACGUCAACAUCACAACCCCUCGCGGAGCCCUUGGACUCUCGCACCCAGAGGUUGCAUGCUCACGAGAAUAAAGACCUCGCGGUCAAGAUUGCACAAAAGGAAUUCUUAAGAAGGGCCGCCACUCGACAAGCAGUACUGUCAAAUGAUGGAGAGGACCUUUCGACGAGAUUGCAGGAACUCCGCUCUCGCCUCGAGGGCCGUAGCAACGAUUCUCUUACUUCUCACAAGUAUGCAUCGUCAACUGCCACGGCCUUCAACUACCCGGCUGUUCGACCAAACCAUAUGCAAGAGCCUCCCUGGCCACUGACCAACCUUGAUCCUCCUCGGCAGGACCCCCGGAAUGAAGGCACGCUGUCUCCGCCUGCCUUACCGCCGAAGUCUGCACUGUCAGCACCCGAGACCUUGCCGCCACGACCACAGAAGAUCUCAGAGCACCUGGGUAGUAAAACUGGUGCUCCAGAGCCAGCCCAUAUUUUUGCCCCCGCUGCCUACCUCGAGAACGGAGCGCCGCUGAGAACAAUUUUCCUGCCACCAACGCUGCGGACGACUUUCUUGCGAAUUGCACAAAAGAAUACGACGGCCAACCUGGAAACAUGCGGCUUCCUGGCAGGCACCUUGAUUGCCAAUGCAUUCUUCAUCAGCCGACUCAUCAUCCCUUCGCAGACAGCAUCUUCGGAUACGUGCGAGAUGACGAACGAGUCGCAGUUAUUCGACUAUGUGGACUCUGAAGAUCUGAUGAUUUUGGGGUGGAUUCACACGCACCCCACCCAGACAUGCUUUAUGAGCAGUCGAGACUUACACACUCAUGCAGGAUAUCAAAUGAUGCUGGCUGAGAGCAUUGCGAUUGUCUGUGCGCCAAGCAAAGGCGACACAUACCAUGGAGGGGAUUGGGGUGCUUACCGGUUGACCGACCCACCAGGAAAGAAGGCCAUUCUCAACUGUGACAAACCGGGCAUUUUCCAUCCGCAUGAAGUCGACAACAUCUAUACAGAUGCCCUCAGACCGGGUCACGUGGUGGAAGCCAAGGGAAUGGAAUUCGAAGUGGUGGAUUUGAGGAAUCAAUAACAAGAACGGGGACCAUGUGGACUGAAUGUGCCAUCUCCUCACUGUGGAGCUUGACGCUGUCAGGUGGAAACUUGAAGGCCGAUUCUUCUCCCACUCAGCAAAUUGCUCCCAAAACCCCAGAUAGGCUGCCGUGAUCCAGGGUACUACAAUCGAGGGCAGAUACACGUGCGGCUUGCGAUGAUGAUGAUGAUGAUUAUUGAUGAUAGAAGAAUAGAAUAAUCAAUGAAUCACCUGGCG
Exophiala mesophila is the source of this 1934-nucleotide messenger RNA. RefSeq lists its product as uncharacterized. The coding region runs from base 219 to 1697 and encodes 492 amino acids. The record is from RefSeq and is a predicted model, not a curated record. Lineage: Eukaryota; Fungi; Ascomycota; Eurotiomycetes; Chaetothyriales; Herpotrichiellaceae. Gene Ontology annotation, biological process: protein K63-linked deubiquitination. Gene Ontology annotation, cellular component: endosome; membrane. Gene Ontology annotation, molecular function: protein binding; metal-dependent deubiquitinase activity; K63-linked deubiquitinase activity. The transcript is spliced from 2 exons.